This is a messenger RNA of Danio aesculapii, 3206 nucleotides long. RefSeq names its product zinc finger protein 239-like. The transcript has 2 exons. The record is from RefSeq and is a predicted model, not a curated record. The coding region runs from base 120 to 1034 and encodes 304 amino acids. Gene Ontology annotation, cellular component: nucleus. Gene Ontology annotation, molecular function: RNA polymerase II cis-regulatory region sequence-specific DNA binding; DNA-binding transcription activator activity, RNA polymerase II-specific. Lineage: Eukaryota; Metazoa; Chordata; Actinopteri; Cypriniformes; Danionidae. Gene Ontology annotation, biological process: regulation of transcription by RNA polymerase II.
AUAAUAUGAUUUAUUUCAUCAUUCAGUGUAAAUGAAUCAGAUUUCUCUGUUUACUCUCCUGAAGCUCUGCCGUCAUCAGUGAAAGACAAAGACAGAGUUUAUUGAAGGACAGUGAGAAGAUGAGUGAUCCAGAACCCUGCAGAAUUAAACAGGAAGAGACUGAAGAACCAAUAGAUGUGAUGGUGGAGGAGGAGAGUGAAGUGCUGAGUGAAGAUGAGGAGAAACAUCAUGUCAAAAGUGAAGAAGUAACUCACACACAGACCGAAGAUAGUUUUUCAGCGAAAAUAACAACUGUAAAUGGUUUCACCUGCACUCAGUGUGGAAAGAGUUUGAGGCACAAAUAUGAUCUCAGUCGUCACAUGAGGAUCCACACUGGAGAGAAACCUUACAAGUGUUCCCACUGCGACAAGAGAUUCAGAUUUUCAGGAAAUGUUAAAAUCCAUGAGCGGAUUCACACUAGAGAGACAUCGUUCAUAUGUACUCAGUGUGGGAAGAGUUUCAUAGCUUCAUCAUCCCUUAAUCAACCCAUCCACACUGUAAACAAGUGUGAUCAAUGUGGCCAUACGUUUUCGAGGCCUUCACUGCUUGGAGUUCAUACAAAGGAGAAGCCUUAUUCGUGUUCUGAGUGUGGAAAGGGUUUCGUAAGGAAGACUAAUUUAAAACACCAUCAGAAGAUCCACACUGGUGUGAGAGAGUUUGUGUGCUUUGAGUGCGGGAAGAGUUUUUUCCGAGCUCCAGACCUGAGACAACAUCAUAUGAUUCACACUGGAGAGAAACCGUACAAGUGUUCACACUGCGACAUGAGAUUCAGAAAUACAGGACAUCUGAAGCAACAUGAGAGGAUCCACACUGGAGAGAAACCGUACACGUGUGCUCAGUGUGGGAAGUGUUUCAGAGCUUCGUCAUUCCUUAAAAUACACAAGCUGAUCCACACUGGAAAGAAAACACACAGAUGUGAUCAGUGCGGCAAAACAUAUUUGAGGCCUUACGAGCUGAAGCUCCAUCUCAGAGUUCAUGCAAAGGAGAAGCCUUAGUCGUUUUUCAAAUCAAUUAAAUUGAACUUUCUGAAAACUGUCCUCUGAAUUCAGUGGAAUAUUCAUUGGUUUGACUCCAGUAUGUUUCGUAAAAAGUGUUUUUAUUAAGCUUCAGAAUCACAGGCGCUCUUCUAAUAAUGUCCAGCUAGUGGCGCUUGAGAGGCUUUAGUUGCACAGCGUUUAAUAACCUAUGAUCUGAAAUCUAUGACAGUAAGUGUUUCCAAAAUUUUAACUUGUGGCAUGCUAAAACAAACAUCCUGUGGAGGAAAUAAGUAUUAAACACGUCACGAUUUUUCUCAGAAAACAUAUUCCUAAAGGUGCCAUUGACUUGAAAUUUUUCCCAGAUGUUGGUAACAAACAAAGAAAUCCAUUUAUGCGAUUAGAUAAAACAAAUCUAAUUAGUUUACAAAUGAAGUUACGUGUAUUAAAGUGAGAUUACACAGGGGAAAACUAUUGAACACGUGAAGGAAGGAAGGUGUAGUUUGGCAGUGAAAGCCCAGACAGCAGCUGAAAUCUCUCUUUAGUUCUUCAGCAACCCUCUGCCCUUCCUCAGUGUAAAUAACAACCCAGGAUCAUUCUGAAAAUGUAGUCACGUGGACGUUUCUGGAAACCGUGAAAUACGUCCCAGGAGGUACGUAUUUUUGCAGUUUUUGUUUUCGCGAAUCCACGAGAGGCCGCUGUGUGCGCUUUUUCGUAUCUCAAAUGUCUCUCGCGAGUGCCGUUCACGGCUGUUGUUCUCGCGUAAAUCUACCAGAGGCUGCUGUCAAACAACCGUCAGUCUGACUGGCUGAAUGAUUGACUGGGCGACCGGCCAAUCUGCUGACCCACCCUCCUCCUUCCCUAAACCCAACUAAUUUUACAGAUUGACCCACCCACCCGCUUACUUCCCUAACCCCAACCAACAAUUUACAAAAGCCACCCAGAAAAAGAAAAGCCCUCGUCUGAUUUUCACCACGUUUUCGGAUGUUACCACAUUCUCACCCUGUUGUGAACUUGUUCACUUUAUUUUCUGGAGUCUGUUUUUGUCUUGAUUUCUGAAACCGCUCUUCCCCGCACUCGAACCCGGUCGUCAUGGUCAGCUCCUCUCUGCAUCUCAAGUCCACCGACGUACACGAUGAGCUAACUGGACAAACUGGUUGCGGCGGGAAAGCCCUCCACACAGAGGUAAGCGGUCAGCCAGUAAGCGCAAAAAGGAAUGAUGUCAUUCCGCCCCGUAGCGUUCGCUUAAAAAAAAAUUAAAUGCAGCCAUACGUACCUCCGGCUGUAUAAUUCACAGUCUCCAGAAACGUCCACGGGACUACGUUUUCGGAAUGAGCCUGGGUUGGUAAAUGAAUAUCAGCUGCUUCAGUCCAACAUCUACAUUAGCAGGAGGAUGAAGAUGAAACCUUUCAGCAAGACAAUGAUCCAAAACACAGCCAAGGAGACUCUCAAAUGCUUUCAGAGAAAGAAAAUCAAGCUGUAGAAUGGCCCAGCCAAUCACCUGACCUGAAUCCAAUAGAAACUACAAAAUAAAGCCCAGAUUUGAUAGACAAGACCACAGAACCAUCAAGAUUUUGACACUUUCUGUUGAAGUCUGAGAAAAACUCACACCUGAGCAAUGCAUUCUCAGACGCAGCCUUUGUGAAUAAUAGUCUAAACCAGCCUUAGGACAAAGAAACAUUAUCUUAUAUUCUGACAACAGUUUCACUGUGGGAUUACUGAUAUAGUUCAUAUACUCAAGCUAAAUAUUGUAAUAUGAAGCUGCUCUUUCUAAUUCGGUUUUGAUUUAAGGAUUAAGUUCUUAAGCAUGUAUAAAUUGUGCAAGUCCAGGAAAGAGAUGCUUUACAUUUCCAAGAGAAGCCUAGAUUUAUUUGAACUUGUUUUUUUAUUUUUAAAAUAAGAUAGAAACUACAUGAUAUACAUUUGCGUUUGUUUUUUUACUUGCUUUAAGUCAUUUUCAUGAUGUUUUUUUUUUUCAUUCUUUUUUUUUAGUUAUAAAAAAGUUUCCUGAUUGUGGUUAUUUGCAAAGAUAAUAUUAUAUUUGUUCUGUUUGUCAGCUAUUAAGAAGUUUAUGUUGCUUUUUGGUUUCCUUAAAACUAAAACUACUGAGGCUGUCAUUUUGAUCAUUUUAAAUGUUUGCAAUUUAACAAUUUUGUUGAAAUAAACACAUCUAUAAUUCCCUCACUUUUCAUA